CUCAGCAUGAGGCUGGUUGGGGAGGCAUCCAAGAGGCAACGGGGAGUGAGGAGAGAGAGGGCGCCAGCUUGGAUAAGUAACUGAAUACACUUUGGCUGAGAGGAAAUAUGGGAUGUAUAAAAUCAAAAAGGAAAGACAAUCUGAAUGACGAUGGAAUAGAUUUGAAGACUCAACCAGUACGUAAUACUGACCGAACUAUUUAUGUGAGAGAUCCAACGUCCAAUAAACAGCAAAGGCCAGUUCCAGAAUCUCAGCUUUUACCAGGACAGAGGUUUCAGACUAAAGAUCCGGAGGAGCAAGGAGACAUCGUGAUAGCCUUGUACCCCUAUGAUGGCAUCCACCCAGACGACUUGUCUUUCAAGAAAGGAGAAAAGAUGAAGGUCCUGGAGGAGCAUGGAGAAUGGUGGAAAGCUAAAUCCCUUUCAACGAAGAGAGAAGGGUUCAUCCCCAGCAACUACGUCGCCAAAGUCAACACCCUGGAAACAGAAGAGUGGUUUUUCAAGGACAUAACCAGGAAGGAUGCAGAAAGGCAGCUGCUGGCACCAGGGAACGGUCCUGGAGCUUUUCUUAUCAGAGAAAGUGAAACCUUAAAAGGAAGCUACUCUCUUUCUGUCAGAGAUUAUGACCCUGUGCAUGGUGAUGUUAUUAAGCACUACAAAAUUAGAAGUCUGGACAAUGGAGGGUAUUACAUUUCUCCACGAAUCACUUUCCCUUGUAUCAGUGACAUGAUUAAACAUUACCAAAAGCAGUCGGAUGGCUUAUGCAGAAGAUUGGAAAAGGCAUGCAUUAGCCCCAAACCACAAAAGCCAUGGGACAAAGAUGCCUGGGAGAUCCCACGGGAUUCCAUCAAGUUGGUGAAAAGACUUGGUGCCGGGCAAUUCGGGGAAGUCUGGAUGGGUUACUAUAACAAUAGUACCAAAGUGGCUGUGAAAACCCUGAAACCGGGCACUAUGUCUGUGCAAGCAUUCCUGGAGGAAGCCAACCUCAUGAAAACCCUUCAGCACGACAAGCUGGUGAGGCUCUAUGCCGUGGUUACCAGAGAAGAGCCUAUCUACAUCAUCACUGAGUACAUGGCCAAGGGCAGUUUGCUGGAUUUCCUGAAGAGUGACGAAGGGGGCAAGGUGCUGCUUCCCAAGCUAAUUGACUUUUCUGCCCAGAUUGCAGAGGGAAUGGCAUACAUCGAGAGGAAGAACUACAUUCACCGAGACCUACGAGCGGCUAACGUUCUGGUCUCUGAGUCACUCAUGUGCAAAAUUGCAGAUUUUGGCCUUGCUCGAGUAAUCGAAGACAAUGAGUACACAGCAAGGGAAGGUGCCAAAUUCCCCAUUAAGUGGACAGCUCCAGAAGCCAUCAACUUUGGAUGUUUCACGAUUAAGUCUGAUGUGUGGUCCUUCGGAAUUCUCCUGUAUGAAAUCGUCACCUAUGGGAAAAUUCCCUACCCAGGGAGAACUAAUGCCGAUGUGAUGACCGCCCUGUCCCAGGGCUACAGGAUGCCCCGCAUGGAGAACUGCCCAGACGAGCUCUAUGACAUCAUGAAAAUGUGCUGGAAGGAAAAGGCAGAAGAGAGGCCAACAUUCGAUUACUUGCAGAGCGUCCUGGAUGAUUUCUACACUGCCACGGAAGGGCAGUAUCAGCAGCAGCCUUAAAGCACAGGAAGACUCAUGGCCAUUCACUGGGACGGCUGCCUCCUACAAAAAGAAGACAGAAUAAUCCCUGGUUGCGCUAGGAUCUCACGCAAGUGGACCACCCACCAUCCCUGCUUCCUGAAAGUGAGGCUAGGUUACUCAGGAAGGACACUCUCGAUAUGGAAGAAAAGUAUUCUCGUUCUCAUUGGCUGAUGCCCACUGACUGCCACUUGGACCCGUCCCAGCUGGCAAUCUUGCUUUUCUCAACCACAUCUGCAGACAGCCUUCUGAGAAGAAAACACUUGUUCUGUCCAAAAUGCACCCACCCUGGCCUCUUGUUUACAGCUCAAUGUGUGACUCUGAGGUUCAGAGGCCAUUGCAGUGAAUCUCAAAUAGUAACAGACUUAAACUCAUUUAUAAAAGUCAAAUAACCAGAUGCAAAUCAUGACCCUUCUUUGCAUUUUCUCUAUGCUUUGGCUUAUCUGUUAAAAAAAUUACUAAUCCAAUCUGUUAAUUUUGCAGGUGAAGUCUGAACCUUAAAAUGGUCUCUCCCAGAUUUCGGUGAGGUCCCCUCCCCCUGAAAUCUGAGACUGUUAAACAUUUUCCUUCCGUGGAGACUGCUCAGGAACCCCACACAUGAAGCAGAACAGCCACAGGGCUCUUUCUGGUCUGUCCUUGUAGAAAUGUCCCUUGUGAGCAUGCAGAGCUGCUGUGUGUCCCAGCGUGGACCCCGCCGACAGCCAGGGCUGGCCCAGAUCUCUCAGGACAGGGACCAGGGCCUCGGGAACGGCUGUACCCUAAGAAGGAAUAUCUUUAACAGUCCACCUUUUCAAUUCCACAAUUUCUUAUAUAGACACUUUCUUGACAGUUUACUUUGGGAGAGUAAUAAGAUUCUAAUCUCUGCAGGGCCUCUUGGGUCCUUAAAAAUGUAAGAAUUUUCUUUAUUGCUUCCAAUGAUUUGAACGUUAUUUUAAUGAUGAAAUGUUAAUUUUAGUUGUACUUGAGAAAAGUAAAAAUGCGAUCUUUGGGUCUAUUUUUGUGAUUCAGCAAUCUUUUCUAAAUUGUGUAAGGCAUGUGUGAGAUUAUUUAUACAAAGAUAUGAAAGCAGAAUAAGUGACUAAUGAGGCUGGAAAGAGCCCCCGUAACACAGGAUACGAGAGGUUCUGUUUACUAAAGUUUUCUACUGUAAGUUUUGAAUAGAAAAUGCUAUGUCACCUCAUGUUUCACUUAUGCUCUUGUGUAUAUGCCUAAUAUUUCUAUUUUUUGAUUUUAUUUUAAUACACCUGGCCCAAUAACA
Messenger RNA from Enhydra lutris kenyoni (northern sea otter), 2922 nucleotides. Its product is annotated as LYN proto-oncogene, Src family tyrosine kinase. Gene Ontology annotation, cellular component: extrinsic component of cytoplasmic side of plasma membrane. Gene Ontology annotation, molecular function: signaling receptor binding; non-membrane spanning protein tyrosine kinase activity; ATP binding. The record is from RefSeq and is a predicted model, not a curated record. Lineage: Eukaryota; Metazoa; Chordata; Mammalia; Carnivora; Mustelidae. Gene Ontology annotation, biological process: cell differentiation; protein phosphorylation; cell surface receptor protein tyrosine kinase signaling pathway. Bases 108 to 1646 code for a protein of 512 amino acids. The transcript has 13 exons.